AUGAACAUCCGUGUGCAGGGAUUGGCACACGUGCGGGUUUACCCCUGGGAUGGGGCUUUGGUGUUCCUUUUCUACGAGCUGAUUUGUCCUCAUUUGAGUGACAGCCCAAGCUUCAAAGUACACGAAUACACUGAGUUUGGGAAGUGGAUGGAUGGAUGGGAGACCAGAAGGAAAAGGAUUCCAGGUCAUGACUGGUGCAUCAUCAAGCUGGGGAUACAAGGGAUUAUCCGAGGCUUCGAUGUGGACAUUUCUUACUUCAUGGGGGAUUAUGCUCCUCGAAUGUCAAUUCAAGCAGCAAACUUGGAAGAAGAUAAACAACCAGAAAUCCCACAGAGAGGAGUCAGGACAGGAGUGGCAGCCACGCCGGAGGAGUUUGAGGCUGUUGCUGAGCUGAAGUCCAAUGACUGGAACUACCUGGUCCCUAUGACAGAGCUUAAACCAGGAAAGCCGGCUUCCAGCCACAAUUAUUUUCCUGUCAAUUCCCAGCAGAGAUGGAGUCACGUGAGACUCAACAUUUUCCCGGACGGUGGAAUUGCACGUCUUAGAGUAUAUGGUACUGGACAGAAAGACUGGACUGCAGCUGACCCCAAAGAACCUUUUGACCUAGUGGCCAUCGCUCACGGGGGUGCCUGAGGAUUCAGCAAUGCACACUUUGGGCAUCCAAACAAUAUGAUAGGAGUUGGAAAGGCCAGGUCUGUGGCAGAUGGCUGGGAGACCGCGAGAAGGCUGGACAGGCUGCCAGUAUUAGAGAAUGACGAGAACGGCAUUCUCCUUAUUCCGGGUUGUGAAUGGGCAGUUUUCCGAUUGGCACAUCCUGGAGUAAUAACUCAAAUAGAAAUUGAUACAACACAUUUUAAAGGCAAUUCUCCCGACAGCUGUAAGCUGGAUGGUUGUAUCCUGACGACUCAGGAGGAAGAAGACAUGAUGAAGCAGAAGUGGGAGCUUCCGGGCCAUAAGUGGAAACCGCUGCUGCCAGUCACCAAGGUGUGGCACCCAUGGGGAUACUUGUUCGACAGCCUGACCCUGGAGCUCCGGGAUGUCAUCACGCAUGUGAGGCUCACCAUCUCCCCCGAUGGCAGCGUGAGCCGUCUGUGACUCAAGGGCUUCCCCAGCUCCAUCUGCUUGCUGCGGCCCGGCGAGAAGCCCAUGAUGAGGUUCUCUGUGAAAGCGGGCUUCCGAGCCAACCUCUGACUCCACGUGCGGCCGGCGUGGGCUACGGGAUGACACAGUCCUACGCUUCUCCUGAAGUGUCUUUAACACCUAAAACUUAAGAGGUUUCUAGCAAUGAAUCUAAGAUCAACAUAAUUCCUGGUGAUUUAAUAAAG
Mirounga angustirostris (Northern elephant seal) is the source of this 1325-nucleotide messenger RNA. It is a transcript of the gene ALLC, whose product is annotated as allantoicase. Gene Ontology annotation, molecular function: allantoicase activity. The record is from RefSeq and is a predicted model, not a curated record. Gene Ontology annotation, biological process: allantoin catabolic process. Lineage: Eukaryota; Metazoa; Chordata; Mammalia; Carnivora; Phocidae.